AUGGCGCAUCCUCAACAAUUAUAUCGAUGUUAUUUUAUAGAUUGUACACGUGAUGCUCUGCCAGUACUACUCACCAAAUGCCACGCUCAACCGGGCUGUUCAUUGAUGGUAAACUCGGAAACAUUUGGCAGUCCAUGCCCAAAGGACGUGCCAUCCUAUCUCAACAUUCUCUUCAUGUGUGUGAAUGAGGAAAUCUUCAGCGAGGAUGCGAUCAAAGGCGAUUUCGAAACGCUGCAUAAAUUUGUAAAGGAAAUGCAGGAAACGACUACACUACCAGCUCCAAGCAUAGAUGCUGGAUGGGAAAAGCUAAGCGAGAGACACGCCGAGACGGAGCCAACCGUUUUGCUGGGUACUCUUUCUUCAACGCCACCAGUUCACAUGUUCAACAAUGACGGUCAGUUUUAA
Molecule: messenger RNA, 405 nt
Organism: Cooperia oncophora
Lineage: Eukaryota; Metazoa; Nematoda; Chromadorea; Rhabditida; Trichostrongylidae
Source: the annotation of a GenBank genome assembly